AUGGUUUAUAAUAAUGAGCACCAGUAUCACAGGCUCUACGAGCACCAGUAUCACAGCCUCUAUGAGCACCAGUAUCACAGGCUCUACGAGCACCAGUAUCACAGGCUCUACGAGCACCAGUAUCACAGGCUCUACGAGCACCAGUAUCACAGCCUCUACGAGCACCAGUAUCACAGGCUCUACGAGCACCAGUAUCACAGCCUCUACGAGCACCAGUAUCACAGCCUCUACGAGCACCAGUAUCACAGGCUCUACGAGCACCAGUAUCACAGGCUCUACGAGCACAAGUAUCACAGCCUCUACGAGCACCAGUAUCACAGGCUCUAUGAGCACCAGUAUCACAGGCUCUACGAGCACCAGUAUCACAGCCUCUACGAGCACCAGUAUCACAGGCUCUACGAGCACCAGUAUCACAGCCUCUACGAGCACCAGUAUCACAGCCUCUACGAGCACCAGUAUCACAGCCUCUACGAGCACCAGUAUCACAGGCUCUACGAGCACAAGUAUCACAGCCUCUACGAGCACCAGUAUCACAGGCUCUACGAGCACCAGUAUCACAGGCUCUACGAGCACAAGUAUCACAGCCUCUACGAGCACCAGUAUCACAGCCUCUACGAGCACAAGUAUCACAGGCUCUACGAGCACAAGUAUCACAGCCUCUACGAGCACCAGUAUCACAGGCUCUACGAGCACCAGUAUCACAGCCUCUACGAGCACCAGUAUCACAGGCUCUACGAGCACCAGUAUCACAGGCUCUAG
Messenger RNA from Procambarus clarkii (red swamp crayfish), 759 nucleotides. The record is from RefSeq and is a predicted model, not a curated record. NCBI's taxonomy places the organism in Eukaryota, Metazoa, Arthropoda, Malacostraca, Decapoda, Cambaridae.